Molecule: messenger RNA, 1115 nt
Organism: Aspergillus candidus
Lineage: Eukaryota; Fungi; Ascomycota; Eurotiomycetes; Eurotiales; Aspergillaceae
Product: ribonuclease III
Exons: 2
Coding region: 14-1099 (361 amino acids)
Biological process (GO): regulation of gene expression; primary miRNA processing; rRNA processing
Cellular component (GO): nucleus
Molecular function (GO): double-stranded RNA binding; ribonuclease III activity
Source: RefSeq, a predicted model, not a curated record
ACAGUCUAUACCCAUGGAUUUGAAAAGAAAGACCGAACUUACCCCAGGAGUUUCAUCUUCUGGUAAACACCCCAAAAAGGCUAAGACUAAUGUCUCAGAGAACACAGCAAACACAUCCCAGUCAAGCAACACGUUAAAAAAAAACCAAGGAUCUGGGAUAAAUCAACUACCUGCUGAUAAAAUUGUUGAAGAUGUUCUCGACAAAUUACGCAUGAUAGAGUCACAACCGCCCGGGCUGAAACCAGCCAUCGUGAAAGCAGCAGCUGAACUAAAUAAAGCUUUGCGCAGCGUGAAACCUGUCACUUCUUCGGAUGUAGCUUGUGAAAACUACAAAGGCAGGCUACCGCCACUGCCCCCUAUACUAGAUGAAAAGCUCGAAAGGGCGGUUUUCACGCAUCCUGGAGUAAACAGCCAUCACGACACAACAUAUGAUCGGCUUGAGAUCCUUGGAGAUGCCUAUAUAGAACUCUUUGCAACAAAGCUGAUUUGGACCAAAUUUGACCGAAUGGCUUCUGGUCGGAUAUCGCAAAUCAGGGAACUACUGGUGAAAAACGAAACUCUCUCCGAAUAUGCGACAGGAUAUGGUCUCGAUAAACGCGCCAUCGUGCCACAGGACUACGUGUCCCAACCAAAGCGCUGGACAAAAACAAUGGGUGACAUUUUCGAGGCCUAUGUGGCUGCUAUUGUACUGUCUGAUCCCAUCUGCGGCUACGAUGUGGCUGAAAAAUGGCUGAAAGAACUGUGGCUGCCGAAACUUGGGGAUGUCGAUGCUCGGCCCUCACCUUGCCACGCUAAGGAGCAGUUGGCGAAAAAGAUAAUGGGCAGAGGUAUUAAACUGAGGUACGUUGAUGAGCGACCACCCGUACAACACAGAAAUGGUAUACAGACAUUUUCUAUCGGGGUGUAUCUCACUGGUUGGGGAUGGCAUGAUAAGUGCCUAGGUUCUGGGCAAGGACCAAGUAAAGGAAUUGCCGGCAAUGCAGCAGCGCAAGCUGCUUUGCAAGACAGAGUGCUUACAGAUGAGAUCGCUUCUGUAAAAAAGAGACACGAGUCGAAGACGACGCCGGGGAGUGCAGCAGAGCUUGGGGACUGUGCUUAGUUUUAAGGGUCUAUUU